AUGGGCCAAAUUAGGGGAUGGAACAUUUUGGUGAUUUUUUUCAGUGGGACAUUUUUGGGGUUUGGUUCAGGGGGAAAAUUACGGGAUUUUUGUUCAGAGAGAAAUUUUGAGGGAUUUUGUUCAGGGGCCAUUUUGGGGGCCUUCUCUUUUUUUGUUCAGGGGCCAUCCUCUUCAGUAUCUUCAGUAUUUUUAGAAUUUUGGAAGGUCAUGAAGCCAAAUUUUUUCAUUUUUUUUUUCUCAAAUUUAUGA
This is a messenger RNA of Meloidogyne enterolobii, 249 nucleotides long. NCBI's taxonomy places the organism in Eukaryota, Metazoa, Nematoda, Chromadorea, Rhabditida, Meloidogynidae. The record is from the annotation of a GenBank genome assembly.